Molecule: messenger RNA, 1563 nt
Organism: Mycena indigotica
Lineage: Eukaryota; Fungi; Basidiomycota; Agaricomycetes; Agaricales; Mycenaceae
Product: Monocarboxylate transporter
Exons: 9
Coding region: 1-1563 (520 amino acids)
Biological process (GO): transmembrane transport
Cellular component (GO): fungal-type vacuole membrane
Molecular function (GO): transmembrane transporter activity
Source: RefSeq, a predicted model, not a curated record
AUGUCCGACAUUUCCUUUCCUCCCGUCUAUUCAAGCCAGGUUCCUCCCGUCGAAGCCAUGCUCCCUAGCGCGGGGCCUUCGCCACUACAAUUCGAGGUCCUAGUCGCGGCCGUGCCCAAUCCCGCCAUGCUCGAGAAGGGUCUUGACCCUGAGAUAACCAGCCAGACAAGCUCCAAAACCACGACAUACUUGGACGACGAGCCCAACAAUAACAAUGUCGAAUGGACUUAUCCCGACGGUGGCCUUCGUGCCUGGCUCGUUGUCGCUGGCUGUUUUAUCAUGGCAAUGACUUGCAUGGGUUGGGGCCUUGUGUGGGGCGUCUUCGAAGACUAUUAUCACACUACGCGCUUCCCUGGAACUCCGCUCAGCCAACUCAGUCUCGUCGGUGGAAGCCUGUCAUUUAGCAUGACAUUCUCCUCCUAUCUUUUCGGCGGCAUUGGCGAACGAUACUUGUAUCAGCGAAUGAUAGCGCUCAGUUGUCUCCUUGGCUAUAUUUGUUUGCUUGGGUCGGCAUUUGCGACGGAGAAAUAUCAAAUAUUCCUCCUCCAAGGGUGCUUGCUAGGCCUAUCGUAUGGGAUCUCAAUGCCGCUGUACAUGGCACUUCCUUCCCAGUGGUUCCUCACCAAACGCGGCGUCGCAACAGGAAUCGCCGUUGCCGGUUCAGGAAUUGGUGGUGGUAUCGAAUCGCUUAUCGUUCGCCAAUUACUUUCUAAGCUCGGUUAUCGGAGAACGAUGCUAAUCUACAGCAACAUGUAUGCCCUUCUACAGACCUUGGCGUGGUUCAUGAUGGCCGAGCGUCGAGCGCCGGGCGCUGCAAACAUCAAGAAGCGAUGGCUUCCUCGCACAAUUAACGCGUCAUAUUACAGCGUUGCUUUGAGCGUCUUCGUUGGCAUCUUUGGCUAUUUGAGUCCUUACUAUUUCAUCACUACUUACGUCAAGGCGAAGGUACCUUCGUUGGACCCGAAAUCCCUCAUCGUCGUAGCCCCGCUCGUCGUCAUGAACUUUUCUGGAGGCUUGGGUCGGAUUGUCGCCGGCCGGCUCUCAGAUCGUUUCGGGCCCAUUAACAUGUUUUUCACCUCCUUCUUCCUCGGCGGCCUCUCGCAGAUAUUCAUUUGGACGUUUGCCAACUCAUAUGCCGCGGUUAUGGUAUUCAGUGUCGUCUACGGCUUUGUUGGGUGCUGGUUCCUUGGCUUGUUGCCCGUAGUCUGUGCCCAGCUGUUUGGCAUGAACGAUCUGGCGACUCUCACUGGAUUCUUGGUCCUCGCGAACUCGCCAGGCAAGCUGCAGUCUCUGUUCUAUAUUGAUAGCCACUCAUGGAACCCACACUGCAGGCCAAUUCGCCGGGGCGUCCAUUGGCGGCGCAGUUUUCAGCGGCUCUGGAGGAAACUGGCAAGCUGUCUCUCUCUUCUCAGGUUCUAUAAUGCUGGUGGGGUCCUUUUGUGUGCUUUACGCUCGGUUUUCGCACGACAGGCGCAUCUGGGCGAAGGUUUAGACUACAUACAUACUGCUUAUAUUGAUAGAAUACUCUUUCUAAUCCUAGAUUCUGUUUAUUGGCUCCUGUGA